This is a messenger RNA of Carlito syrichta (Philippine tarsier), 1039 nucleotides long. RefSeq names its product olfactory receptor 52N2. Gene Ontology annotation, molecular function: G protein-coupled receptor activity; olfactory receptor activity. The transcript has a single exon. The record is from RefSeq and is a predicted model, not a curated record. Bases 35 to 1000 code for a protein of 321 amino acids. Gene Ontology annotation, biological process: G protein-coupled receptor signaling pathway. NCBI's taxonomy places the organism in Eukaryota, Metazoa, Chordata, Mammalia, Primates, Tarsiidae. Gene Ontology annotation, cellular component: membrane.
AAAAGUAUAAAAUGUCCUCCUCCUGUCAGCAAUCAUGUCUGGGACCAACAGCUCCAGCCUGACCCCAGGAUUCUUUAUCUUGAAUGGUGUUCCUGGCCUGGAAGCUGCACACAUCUGGAUUUCCCUGCCAUUCUGCUUCUUGUAUAUUGUUGCUGUCGUGGGAAACUGUGGGCUCAUCUACCUCGUCAGCCAUGAGGAGGCCCUUCACCAGCCCAUGUACUACUUCCUGGCCCUGAUCUCCUUCACUGACGUCAUCUUAUGCACCACCACCGUUCCUAAUAUGCUGUGCAUAUUCUGGUUCAACCUCAAGGAGAUCGACUUUAAUGCCUGCCUGGCCCAGAUGUUUUUUGUCCAUAUGUUGACUGGGAUGGAGUCGGGGGUGCUCAUGCUUAUGGCCUUGGACCGCUAUGUGGCCAUCUGCUACCCCUUACGCUAUGCUACCAUCCUCACCAACUCUGUCAUCGCCAAGGUCGGUCUUGCCACCUUCUUGAGGAGUGUGAUGCUCAUCUUCCCAUUCUCUUUCCUCACCAAGCACCUGCCUUAUUGCCGGGGAAACAUCAUCCCCCACACCUACUGUGACCACAUGUCUGUGGCCAAGGUAUCCUGUGGAAGUUUCAAAGUCAAUGCUGUUUAUGGUCUGAUGGCUGCUCUCCUGAUUGGUGUGUUUGACAUCUGCUGUAUCUCUGUGUCUUACACUAUGAUCCUACGGGCUGUUGUGAGUUUGUCGACAACAGAAGCUCGUCACAAAGCCUUUGGCACCUGUACAUCUCAUAUCUGUGCCAUUGUGAUCACCUAUGUUCCUGCUUUUUUUACUUUUUUCACCCACCGUUUUGGAAGACACAAUAUUCCCCACCACAUACACAUCAUUGUGGCCAACAUUUAUCUUCUAUUGCCUCCUACUUUGAAUCCAAUUGUUUAUGGAGUCAAGACCAAGCAGAUUCGGGAAGGUGUAAUCAAAUUUUUGCUUGGAGACAAGGUUGACUUUACCUCAGACAAAUAAAUCACAAAUAGAUGUGUUGCUUGGGGAGGGAAAGAAAAU